Molecule: messenger RNA, 7002 nt
Organism: Xenopus laevis (African clawed frog)
Lineage: Eukaryota; Metazoa; Chordata; Amphibia; Anura; Pipidae
Exons: 2
Coding region: 4648-5730 (360 amino acids)
Source: RefSeq, a predicted model, not a curated record
ACGAUUACACAUACGGUAGAAAUUACUAUUUUGAAUCAGACACCAGAAUUGCGCGGAAAUACUAUAUGAUCGUAUUGUCUUUAUCGCACACACGCCCCGCAUCCACUCCAGGGCUUUGUUAGUCCAGACCAGGGUUUUGUCAAUCCAGUGGUUUGUCGGUCCAGUCCAGAGCUUUUUCAGUCCAGGGGUUUGCCAGUCCAGUCCAGGGGGUUGCUAGUCCAGUCCAGGGGUUUGUCAGUCCAGUCCAGGGGGUUGUCAGUCCAAGGGUUUGUCAGUCCAGUCCAGAGGUUUGUCUGUCCAGGGGUUUGUCAGUCCAGUCCAGAGGGUUGUCUGUCCAGUCCAGGGGUUUGUCAGUCCAGUCCAGGGGUUUGUCAGUCCAGGGGUUUGUCAGUCCAGAGGUUUGUCUGUCCAGGGGUUUGCCAGUCCAGUCCAAGGGGUUGCCAGUCCAGUCCAGGGGUUUGUCAGUCCAGUCCAGGGGGUUGUUAGUCCAGUCCAGGGGUUUGUCAGUCCAGGGGUUUGUCAGUCCAGAGGUUUGUCUGUCCAGGGGUUUGGCAGUCCAGUCCAGGGGGUUGUAAGUCCAGUCCAGGUGGUUGUCAGUCCAGAGGUUUGUCAGUCCAGUCCAGAGGUUUGUCAGUCCAGAGGUUUGUCUGUCCAGAGGUUUGUCUGUCCAGGGGUUUGGCAGUCCAGAGGUUUGUCUGUCCAGGGAUUUGUCAGUCCAGUCCAGGGGUUUGUCAGUCCAGGGGUUUGUCAGUCCCAGGCUCUUGGCAUGACAUUAAGUUAUUGUAAUAGAGCUCUAACAAACCAAAGAGAGGAUAUUCAUUUAGUUGAAACGAUUUUCGCUAUAUUUUAUCUGCAUGAUUUAUUUAUAGCUAAUGGAUUAUCUACAAAGAUAGUAAAGGCAUAAGGAUUAUUUUAAAGAACACGCAAGGAUCAAGAACGAUCGAUAAAUUUAUUGGCAGCUGCGCACGUGUGACAUUGGGCUCAGGUUGAAGAAACAGUAGAAUCAUGCGCCAUUCACUAUUGCCGCUGUGUGACAAGCCCCUUGCCUACAGGAAUGAAAGGGGCAUUUCUACAACAACCUGCUUAGUAGAAUUAUAGUAAAAUAACAUACAAAAGCCUGACUUAAAUGAAUCGUGUGUCUCUGGUCUAUGCACAUUCGUUCCAAGGCAUCCCUUGUUUGGAGUCUGGGACUCUACAAAACCUUUUAUGUUCUAUUUUUUACCUCAGCCUAGCAGACAGAGAAUGUGUAUCCAGAAGGGAAUUUGGGAUACAGGAUCAAAAAACCUGUCUGACCAGUUUGUGCGAGGUCUGCCAGAGCUGGGAUCAUAUUGCUAAAAGGCAGCAGCAGCGAUUGGGGAUUACAGGCAAAUCUUCCCCACCCCCUCCCGGCGGUGCAACUACUGGCCUAGAGGCUGCGAGCGAGGCAGCUACUGUGUUGUUAACUUUCUACAUGAGAGCCCAGCUGACAUGGAUAAUCCUACUAGCGGGAAAAGAGGGAAGGCGAGAGCAGAACUGCCUCCCAGCAACCACCUCUCCAUCCAAUUCCCGGAGCAUUGUGUGAUAAUGAUACCCAAAGAUCUCACUGUGAGUGUAUCCUUUAUCCAUCUGCAAAGACAGUCAUGUAACAAUACACUUCAGGUUUGGCAUUAUUCCAGGUGGGUAAUAUAACACAGACUCCAUCUCAAGUUAAGCCCUUACUGCAACAUUUAUUAGUCAAUCCAUCUCAGGUUGGCAUGGUUAAUGUCACACAGUGAAACUUAAGGAGUGGAACAGGUCUGAAUAUAAUAUAUGAGCAAAUUAAGUCUAUUCUGUCGCUGUCCAUAUGACAGGGUUUCCCAAUUCUACUUUUACAAAAUUGUCUCCAAUAUACUCACUGCCUAGAAACAUGUAAUGCUUAUGGAAACUCUAAAAAUACAUUCCAGCAUGUCUACUGUUAAUUAUCUACAACAUUUUCUUUAUGUUGAUAUUUAGAUUAAAGAUAUCUAAGCAGAUCACACAAGUACAAAGCAAAUAAUUUGUGGAAAUCUGUGUGAGAUGGCACUGGUGGUAAUACUACCGUUCAUUUAUUAAUUAGCUGUGCAUAUUUUGAUGUUUCAACGAACACUGCAAUGACACAGAUAGGUAAACAUAUAGCAGCUGCGCACCUCAAUCAGCCUCCAUUCCUAGCUAAAGAAGGGUAUUUACAUAGCUGACUGCACAGAGGGAGCCAUCACUGAUCAUACACCUGCUGGGUAUAUUAUACAUACACCCCCAACUGCCCUUUUGUCACAGGACCAUUUGAGUGCAAAACGUGUAAAGGCAAAUUUAUUAUUAUUUGUUCAUCAGGUGCAGGUGAUAAAAAGGCAAAAACUGGAAGUUAAUUCUUUAACUCAGAAGUCAUUUUUUACAAAAAGCCAUUUAGAAUCUGGUUAGCAGUUUACUUUUUUGGAAAUGCAAGAUAAUGGAAAAAAUCCAACUUAUGAAAGAAGAAGUAAUCAAUGAUUUAAAACAAAGUAGUUUAAAAAGCUGUUUUUGUAUUUGUAUCCCCCUAACACAAUGACCGACAAAUAUGAAGGCUGCCCCUUAGUUUAAUGGUUUUAAUAAACUCAGUAAGCAGAGAUAUAUAGUUUCCUGCAUUCUUGUCUGACUUUUGUACUUGUGUGUACUGUUGUGGUGCUCUCAAAAUUCCUUUAAAAUAGGUUAUCAGGGAUAUAUAGCUUUUGUACCUAUUUUAAUCUAUAUUAAACCACUAUAGCAUCUAAAUUGCAAUAAACCUCAAUCUAGAGCAGUCAAGAGCUGAUAGGGUGAUAACAGGAAGCCAUAUUGCUGACAAAUUCAUAUUUGCACUGUAUUGUGGGCUUCUCCACCAGUAGUGCAUGCUAUUUUUUAUGUACAUUAAAUCCACCUCCAAAUGCACAACAAUGGCUGAAAAGAGACAGACAUCAGUAUGUUAAAUGCAACUUAUUUGCAGCUUGAAAUUCCAAUUAGCUAUUAAAUAUAUUUAUAUAUUGGUAUGAAAAUUCAAAUAGCUUUGCAUCAAAGUGCCAAACUCACGUGAGGUCAAUAUACUGUAUAUGUAUUCCUGAAACUAGACUUGAUAAGGAAGAGAACAACCUAUGGCAUAAGUAAGUUCAGACACAGCUUUCAAGAAGUGUUGCAUCUAAGGCCCAUCUAAGGCUGAGUAAAAAGCAAUGUCAGAAUAUAAUUCAUUCUACAUUAACAGCAAGACAAAACGUAAAAUAUCUAUAAGGCUGUCUAAUGAUUUUAUGUUAUUGUGCAUCUCCGUUUAAGGUUUCUGGCUUAUAAAGGGUGUAAUAUUUUUUUUUAAUGUAAAAACAUCAUUUUAUGUAAUUUUUCAAGCUUUUUUAAAGCAAUUCUUUGUCACACAGAUUUGUUCCAUUGACUUCCUUGAGUAAAAAAUAAUGGCAUAGGUUGUGUCACUAAAAAUUACAUACAUUUAUAAAUGCACUGAUGUGUUAUUUGUAAUGGAUUAUUUCCAUGACUGCCACACACAAAGGAAUUUGCAUUUAUGAUGAAUAUGCAUCUAAAUAUAAAGUUUGAUUAGGGUAAAGGAUAUGUUUCACUUGCAGUGUUUUAUAUAGGAUUAUGUUUUUCUGUUUGGUAAAAACAAUAAAAAUUAAAAAUAUAUAAAAAAAAACCAGUAACACCACCCAUUGUAACAGUACCCAUCAUGUGUAAUUCUGCAACAAAGGGUUGUUCACUUUUAAAUAAAUUUUCAGUAUGAUGCAGACAGUAAUAUUCUGAGACAAUACCUAAUUGGAUUCCUUGUUUAAAAUUUGUGUGUAGCUUUUUGUGCAGCAGCUCUCCAGAUGGAAUUUCAUCAGCUAACUGGUUGCCAGGGUUCAGUUUCCAUAGCAGUGGUUUGAAUGAGAGACUAGAGUGUGUAUAGAAGAACAGAAAGAUUUGUAUUAAAAUAUAACAACAACGGGCACCUGCCAAGGUUGCCCAUUGUCCCCCUUAUUAUUCGCCCUGGCGAUAGAACCCUUGGCUCUUGCAAUUCGUAGUGCCCAUAAUAUUUCAGGCCUCAAAUAUAAAACAUGUGAGGAACGCAUAGCGCUAUAUGCUGAUGACAUUUUGUUAUUUCUGGCUGAUCCCGAUUUAUCCCUACACACUGCGCUGACCAUUGUCCAGGAGUUUGGGAGAUACUCUAGUUUAAAGAUUAACUGGGAUAAGUCCCUCAUACUGCCUCUUGAUAAUAUUCCCCAACACUUAUGUCCCUCUAACAUUCCACUUGUUCUAGAGUUAAAUAUCUUGGGGUCAAUGGCAGCCUUACCGAACUUGACUUUUUGGAUCUUAAUCUAAUCCCUCUACUAGGAAAAUUCACUUCGGCAGUCACGUCCUGGAAACAAUUGCCGCUUACUAUGUGGGGGAAAAUAAACCUUUUUAAAAUCAUAUACUUGCCUAAAUUCUUGUAUCUGUUUAGGAACUCCCCGACCACCAUUCCUACCUCCUACUUUAAGAAAGUGAAUUCCAUUCUAAUUUCAUUUGUAUGGUCGGGCAAACAAUCGAGACUCUCCUGGAAAUUGUUAGUCGCCCCAAUCUCGAAGGGUGGGUUGGGUUUGCCGGACCUUUGGGGCUUAGUAUUACUUAGCAGCACAACUGUCUCAUAUUCACACUUGGUUCAACCCUGAUCCGGAAGACCCUAACAUGCUCCUACACGCCCUCAUAUUGGGAUCGCUAGAGUCACUUUCACUGUGUCCCAUGCGCAAAUUGAGGGACUCUACUUUUUUACCACCUGUACUGAAGGCCCCUUACCUAGCCUGGCAGGAGGCUCUCCGUAUAUUUGGGAUCAAGCCGUUUCUCAUUUCACCCCAUACUCCACUCUGGGGGAACUCUCACCUUCCUCAUUUCAGGAAUCUUCUAGACUUUAUAUAUUGGCCUAAUUUGCAAAUUAAAUGCCUAAGAGACUUGCUUGACCAGGGCACUCUCCUAACUCUACCCAAGCUCCAGGAAAGAUAUCCAAACCGCCCAAUUGACCCCUUUAGAUAUAUGCAAUUGCAACAUGCCUUUAGGGGUCAAUUUGGUGGAUGUAACCCAAUUUAUCAUAAGUUUGCGGUCACCAAUGUGCUCCAUUCCCCGGAUUCUCAGAAGCUGGUCUCGGUUUUAUAUAAGUCCCUAUUGGAGGCAAAACCUUCUCCCUUUCAGUUAGCCUUUGCAAAAUGGCAGUUGAUUUUGCCCUCGAUUACAGACGAUAUGUGGGAAGAGGCCACUGACAGAAUGUACUACUAUCUGAUCUCCACACGUGAUAGGUUGAUUAGCUUCAAAAUCCUACAUCUGUACUAUUACUCCCCUAAGAGACUCAAUAGGAUUUUUCCGAAUAAAUCUCCGCUGUGUCCCCGCUGCUCAUGCCCCUCCGCAGACUUCCUUCAUGUUCUAUGGGUCUGUCCCAAAGUUCAGAAUUUUUGGAGUAGAGUGGUGCAAUGUCUCAGUGACUACUUGGAUUUGCCUCAGGUCAUUUCUCCCGAAGCUUGUAUCCUGGGGGUAGUGGAUGAUCUAGUCCCUCAAAAGUAUACGAGAAUCCUAUAUAGGACAUUACUGUUUUAUGCUAGGAAAGCCAUUAUUCAACAUUGGCUACAACCUGUACCUCCCUCUUUUGAUCACUGGGUAAAUCUAGUGAAUCGCAUGCUUCCAAUGAUUAAGAUAACGUAUGAAGCUCGUGGCAUGCCUGAUAAAUUCGUCAAAAUUUGGGAGAAAUGGCUUGAUGCCUUUCCUCUGCAACAUGAUGGGUAACUUAUCUAAUUACUGUCAUUUUCCUGCUGUAUCAUUAUGUAACUGUAAAGUUCUUGUGUUGAUACUUGGACUCUAUGAUAUAUGUUGAUUGUAUGCUUUUCAAUGGCUUGUCGAAUGUGCAAUAAAAACUUUUAAAAAAAAUAAAUAUAUAACAACAACAAAAAAAUUGUAGCCUCAAAGAGUAAACAUUUUUGGCUGCUGAAGUCAGUCAGCCAUUUGUUGAACAAAUUAUUUAAAAUCUAUAAAAAAUGUUAAAAAUUAAGAAAAAACGUACAAGAAUAGGACAUUCUAUAACAUACCAAGGUGAACUCCUCCUUUAACAAAGGUCAAAAAAUGUCUCCACAUUUUAAAUAGGUAAUUUACACUUUUCUACCGUGUUCUGUGUAAUACAUUUUAUGUUGAAAAAUGUGCUGUGCUUUUUAUUUAUUGUUUGGUAUGUGUUGUGCCCAGGGCUGUCCACAUGCAUGACCCUUACAUGGUUGCCACAACUGCAUGAUUCACUCAUUGCAAACCAUCCAGGGGUUGUAGAAAUAUUCAAACAUACAAAAAAGAAAACAUUGAUCAACGCACAUUCCCUGGUCCCCUGUUUCACAAAUGAAUUUAGUAUCCAAGUGAAUGCAUGUAUUUUGUAAAACAGCGUUUUUUUAGUUACAAAAUUAUGACAAUAAAAUUGAUAAGCCACCAUACCUCGUCAAAGUAAACCCUAUAUGGUGGUCCUAACUGUUAACCUCUGGUCAAGUUUUUUCUGGGUUGGCACCUCCCUGUGUAGUAGCAUGUCAUGGGCUUGAUCCUCCCCAUGCCAGUAGCAUUUUAUCAGGGGAGAGGUUUGCCAAUACCAAAGCAUUGAUUUUUUUUUACACAGACGUGUUCCUUCCUCCCCACUUAAGGCUUUUAAAAGAGAGUGAUUACUCAGACCAGCACCAAAGAACUGAUCUAACUGGGCUCGAUCCUCUCCUAUGCCACAGCAUUUAUAGGGGAGAGGUUGCCCUGAUUGAAGCAACAGUGUCAUAGGCUUGUCCUUCCCCCCUGUCUGCGGCUUUUAAAAGAGAGUGAUUGCCAACACCUAUUCUUAAAGACAUAAGACUACCAUUAAAGGAACAAGUGUGGGACGCUAAAACCACAUGGAAGUCUGGCCAUUCUUCCUGCAGAAGAACUCUAGGCACUCUGUUGAAGAAGACGAAAAAGGGGCAGUUGUGGGAGCACUCCCAGGCCAAAUAAAAAUACAAAGAAAGUGCAGCUGAUCUGGCUAGGAUAGUUACAAACAUACAAAAA